UGUAUUUGGGGGUCUUGUAGGGGACUCGACUAGUUCCAUAUGACCCUGUUUUCCUGAAUGAGAAAAGUAAAAUGAAUAUUACAAUUUAAAAAAAUUAUAAUCAUUAAUGAAUCUUUACAUUUUCACUCUUUUCAAACCUCUGCUCGUGUAAUCUGAUUUAUACACCUCUACUCAUGUAAUCUGAUUUAUACACCUGUACUCAUGUAAUCUGAUUUAGAGACCUGUGCUCAUGUAAUCUGAUUUAGAGACCUGUGCUCAUGUAAUCUGAUUUAUACACCUGUACUCAUGUAAUCUGAUUUAUACACCUGUAGUCAUGUAAUCUGAUUUAGAGACCUGUACUCAUGUAAUCUGAUUUAGAGACCUGUACUCAUGUAAUCUGAUUUAGAGACCUGUGCUCAUGUAAUCUGACUGCAAAUGGAAAUGGGAAAGUGAUUCCUGAUGAUGAGAAAAAAAUAAAUUUUGACUGACUGCUUAACAAGCUAUUAUAAUGUCUCUGCAGUAAUACCCUGGCUGAGUCACAAAUGGCACCCUAUUCCCUAUGUAGUGCACUACUAUUGACCCACCUCCUUAGGGUGCAAUUUGGGACAUACUGAGAAUAGCAUCCUAGGUAGCUACUACCCUACCACCGUUGUUUAACAUACUAAGUUCUACCAUUGUAGUUGCUAACAAAGGGCUGCACACAAUAUGUAUGUCCCAAAUCGCACCCUAUAGCCUAUCUAGUGCACUUCCCUAUUGGCGUCGCUCGGCCAUCCGGAUCUCGUAAGCUUACGUUCUGCUAUAUACGGACUUCUGAAGGAUUGAAGUGAAGUGAAACGAGAGCAGCAAUCAGGAUGGAGGAUCAGGUUACUGCCCUAUAGGGUCCUGGUCUGAAGUAGUGCCCUAUAUGGUCCUGGUCUGAAGUAGUGCCCUAUAAAGGGAUUAGUGUGCCAUGUGGGAUAUAGACAACCAGUUCACUAACUUAACCCUCUGCUGUAAAAUACCAACAAAAAAAAUGUUUUAUUUUUUAUUAGACAUAUAGUAUGUUUGCUUUUUAAUUUGAGACUGUUUACCUCCUGACAUAUAGCUCUACUCAUGUAGGUCUGCUCUCACCUAGUGCCCAGAAAUAUAUCUCCUAAUAUGCCCUACAGUCCACUGUAGAGUACAUGACCUGUUCUUAUCGCUUGUCUGAGAUGGUAUCGCCUGUUGUCCCCCUCUACCUUUUUCUGAGAUGGUUUCGCCUGGUGUCCCCCUCUACCUUUAUCUGAGAUGGUAUCGCCUGUUGUCCCCCCUCUACCUUUAUCUGAGAUGGUAGCGCCUGUUGUCCCCCUCUACCUUUAUCUGAGAUGUUAUCGCCUGUUGUCCCCCUCUACCUUUAUCUGAGAUGGUUUCGCCUGUUGUCCCCCUCUACCUUUAUCUGAGAUGGUAUCGCCUGUUGUCCCCCCUCUACCUUUAUCUGAGAUGGUAUCGCCUGUUGUCCCCCUCUACCUUUAUCUGAGAUGGUAUCGCCUGUUGUCCCCCUCUACCUUUAUCUGAGAUGGUAUCGCCUGUUGUCCCCCUCUACCUUUAUCUGAGAUGGUAUCGCCUGUUGUCCCCCUCUACCUUUAUCUGAGAUGGUAUCGCCUGUUGUCCCCUUACUUCAGCAGGGGAGAAAUGUAUUCAAUCGGUCAGUAUCAAUUCUCUUCCCACCCCUUCCCCUUGGCUAACACCUUGCAGAUCUACCAACAUUGAAUGUAUAGGGCCAAAUGGAAAUGCUAGCAAGUGAAUUGGAACUGGCCCUUAACUUACUGACCCUGUUCAGGAGGAUCCUUAACUUACUGUCCCUGUUCAGGAGGAUCCUUAACUUACUGUCCCUGUUCAGGAGGAUCCUUAACUUACUGUCCCUGUUCAGGAGGAUCCUUAACUUACUGUCCCUGUUCAGGAAGAUCCUUAACUUACUGUCCCUGUUCAGGAGGAUCCUUAACUUACUGUCCCUGUUCAGGAGGAUCCUUAACUUACUGUCCCUGUUCAGGAGGAUCCUUAACUUACUGACCCUGUUCAGGAGGAUCCUUAACUUACUGACCCUGUUCAGGAGGAUCCUUAACUUACUGUCCCUGUUCAGGAGGAUCCUUAACUUACUGUCCCUGUUCAGGAGGAUCCUUAACUUACUGUCCCUGUUCAGGAGGAUCCUUAAUUUACUGUCCCUGUUCAGGAGGAUCCUUAACUUACUGUCCCUGUUCAGGAGGAUCCUUAAUUUACUGUCCCUGUUCAGGAGGAUCCUUAACUUACUGUCCCUGUUCAGGAGGAUCCUUAAUUUACUGUCCCUGUUCAGGAGGAUCCUUAACUUACUGUCCCUGUUCAGGAGGAUCCUUAAUUUACUGUCCCUGUUCAGGAGGAUCCUUAAUUUACUGUCCCUGUUCAGGAGGAUCCUUAACUUACUGUCCCUGUUCAGGAGGAUCCUUAACUUACUGUCCCUGUUCAGGAGGAUCCUCAAUUUACUGUCCCUGUUCAGGAGGAUCCUCAAUUUACUGUCCCUGUUCAGGAGGAUCCUCAACUUACUGUCCCUGUUCAGGAGGAUCCUUAACUUACUGUCCCUGUUCAGGAGGAUCCUUAACUUACUGUCCCUGUUCAGGAGGAUCCUCAAUUUACUGUCCCUAUUCAGGAGGAUCCUUAACUUACUGUCCCUGUUCAGGAGGAUCCUCAAUUUACUGUCCCUGUUCAGGAGGAUCCUUAACUUACUAUCCCUGUUCAGGAGGAUCCUUAACUUACUGUCCCUGUUCAGGAGGAUCCUCAAUUUACUGUCCCUAUUCAGGAGGAUCCGUAAUUUACUGUCCCUAUUCAGGAGGAUCCGUAAUUUACUGUCCCUAUUCAGGAGGAUCCGUAAUUUACUGUCCCUGUUCAGGAGGAUCCUCAACUUACUGUCCCUGUUCAGGAGGAUCCUCAACUUACUGUCCCUGUUCAGGAGGAUCCUUAACUUACCGUCCCUGUUCAGGAGGAUCCUCAACUUACCGUCCCUGUUCAGGAGGAUCCUUAACUUACUGUCCCUGUUCAGGAGGAUCCUCAACUUACUGUCCCUGUUCAGGAGGAUCCUUAAUUUACUGUCCCUGUCCAGGAGGAUCCUUAACUUACUGUCCCUGUUCAGGAGGAUCCUCAACCUAGUAUCCCUGUUCAGGAGGAUCCUUAACCUACUGUCCCUGUUCAGGAGGAUCCUCAAUUUACUGUCCCUGUUCAGGAGGAUCCUUAAUUUACUGUCCCUGUCCAGGAGGAUCCUUAAUUUACUGUCCCUGUUCAGGAGGAUCCUCAAUUUACUGUCCCUGUUCAAGAGGAUCCUUAACUUACUGUCCCUGUUCAGGAGGAUCCUUAACUUACUGUCCCUGUUCAGGAGGAUCCUCAACUUACUGUCCCUAUUCAGGAGGAUCCUUAACUUACUGUCCCUGUUCAGGAGUAUCCUUAAUUUACUGUCCCUGUUCAGGAGUAUUCAUCUUUUUUUCCCCUUAUGUAUAAUUGUUAUUGUUUUUUCUUUUUGUAUUCUGUUGCGUAGAGAGAAUGAAAGUUACUCCACAGAUUCACAUUAAACCUCCAUUAACAAAUAUAUUGAAGUAUAUCUCCCCAGAAGGAGUUUUUUAAUCUCAGGUUAAACUGAUUUAAAGCAUCUCUAAGACAAUAUGUAUGUAGGAUUCAUGUUACAACAAAAACAGUAAAAAUUGAUUGAAAAUCUAAA
Molecule: messenger RNA, 3676 nt
Organism: Salvelinus namaycush (lake trout)
Lineage: Eukaryota; Metazoa; Chordata; Actinopteri; Salmoniformes; Salmonidae
Exons: 2
Coding region: 1722-3530 (602 amino acids)
Source: RefSeq, a predicted model, not a curated record